Molecule: messenger RNA, 1413 nt
Organism: Lactuca virosa
Lineage: Eukaryota; Viridiplantae; Streptophyta; Magnoliopsida; Asterales; Asteraceae
Source: the annotation of a GenBank genome assembly
AUGGGAUUAGAUGCUAUCAAACCAUCACCGGUGCCGGCCGGAGAAGAAAACACACAAAAUCAAUCCACUUCACUUCUCUCUUUCGACACAGACAUCACCACCACCCCAACAAAACCCUCUACCACCACCCUCCUCCUCUUCUCCCUCCUCCUCCUCUUCUCCUCCGUUACAUCCACCAAUCACCACCACAGCACCACUGCUCUCCAAAUCGCUCGGCCACUCAGUAAACUCACUCACCCAGUCGUCAUCCUCAUUUCCUCAGAUGGGUUCCGAUUUGGGUACCAAUUUAAAACCCCAACACCCAACAUCCAUCGACUAAUCAAAAACGGAACCGAAGCUGAAACCGGAUUGAUUCCAGUCUACCCAACGUUAACCUUCCCAAAUCACUACUCAAUCGCCACCGGAUUAUACCCUGCUUAUCACGGAAUCAUAAACAACCAAUUCAUUGAUCCGAUCGCAGGUGAUACUUUCACAUUUACCAGCCAUGAACCCAAAUGGUGGCUAGGCGAACCCAUUUGGGAGACAAUCGCGAAUCAAGGGCUCAAAGCGGCUACAUAUUUCUGGCCUGGAUCCGAGGUAAAAAAGGGUUCUUGGGAUUGUCCUGUAAAUUUCUGUGCACCCUAUAACGAAUCAGUCCCAUUCGAAGAACGCGUUGAUACUAUCCUCCAUUAUUUCGAUUUACCAACUGAAGAAAUUCCUGUUUUCAUGACAUUGUAUUUCGAGGACCCUGAUCAUCAAGGUCAUCAAUUUGGCCCUGAUGAUCCUCAUGUUACUAAAGCUGUUAGUAACAUCGAUGGGUUGAUUGGUAGAUUGAUUAACGGAUUGGAAAAACGUGGGGUUUUCGAAGAUGUUACCAUAAUCAUGGUAGGUGAUCAUGGAAUGGUUGCUACUUGUGAUAAAAAAUUAAUCUUUUUAGAUGAUUUAGCUUCUUGGAUCAAGAUUCCGAAAGAAUGGGCACAAGAUUAUGCUCCUGUGUUAUCUAUUCGUCCACCUUCUGAUCAAUCCCUUUCUGAAAUUGUCGCCAAAAUGAACCAAGGAUUGAGAUCAUUAAAAAAUGACGACAAAUUGAAAGUUUAUCUCAAAGAAGACCUUCCUUCGAGGCUACACUAUUGGGAAAGUGAUAGGAUCCCUCCGAUUAUUGGGUUAGUGGAUGAAGGGUAUAAUGUUGAGCAAAAGGACUGGAAGAGUAAGGAAUGUUAUAAAUGUGGAGGUUUACAUGGAUAUGAUAAUGCAUUUUUUUCGAUGAGAUCGAUUUUUAUUGGUCAUGGUCCUCGAUUUGCUAGAGGUAGAAAGGUACCAUCUUUUGAGAAUGUUCAAAUAUAUAAUUUAAUUACUUCGAUUCUCAACAUACAUGGAGCUUCCAACAAUGGGUCAUUAUCUUUUACAAAGAGUGUGCUUUUGCCUCAUCAUUGA